Messenger RNA from Juglans regia (Persian walnut), 4397 nucleotides. Its product is annotated as probable disease resistance protein At4g27220. The record is from RefSeq and is a predicted model, not a curated record. The transcript has 7 exons. Lineage: Eukaryota; Viridiplantae; Streptophyta; Magnoliopsida; Fagales; Juglandaceae. The coding region runs from base 199 to 4203 and encodes 1334 amino acids. Gene Ontology annotation, molecular function: ADP binding.
GAGAUAGGCACAUUUGUCUUUCUUUUUGCAGAGGAUAGAUUGGCUGAGGUAGUCUGUCUAAGGGAGAGGGAAUGCAGCUGGAAACUCGGAUGAAGAGCUGAAGGAAGUCGUUGAUCUUGCAAAAUUAAGAGGUGGCAGAUUUCGUCCCGUUCUUUUAGAAGAAAGUAUUACAAAAACAGAAAAACUACAUUUGGAAAAAUGGAAAAUAUUAUUUCGUUAAUAGUAGAAUACUCUGUUGGUCCAAUCGGAAAACAAUUUGGCUAUCUUGUUUUCUACAAGAGUAGUAUCGCAACUCUUGAAGAGAAAUUUCGGAGGGCACUUGAGAAGAAGGAGGCAGUGCAACAAUCUGUUAAUGGAGCCCAAUGGAAUCAAGAAGUAGUUGCAAGUGAAGUUAAGACUUGGCUGACAAAUGUGGAGAAAAAAAUUGAAGAAAUCCAGAAAUUCCUUGGAGAAGAUGUGAAAGCCAAUAGGAUGUGCUUGAAUGGUUGGUGUCCGGAUCUGAAGCUAUGCUAUUCCUUGGGUAAGAAAGCUAAGAAGAAUACUCAAGCUAUCAUUCAGUUGCUAGAAGAAGGUGAAAAAUAUGAUAGGGUGUACAACAUUGCACCUCCAUUGAAAGUAAGAUCACCAUCCACAGAACUGUUUAAGGAUUUUGAAUCACGAAAAUCAACUAUUCAAAAUGUUUUGAAUGCUCUAAAGAAUGACAAUAUCGACAUGAUUGCAUUAUGCGGCAUGGGAGGGAUGGGCAAGACAAAAAUGGCCAAAGAGAUUAAGAGAAGAGUGGAAUCUGAUAAUUUAUUCCAUAAAGUUGCCAUUACGGUGGUGUCUCAAAAUCCAAACUUCAUAAAAAUUCAAGGCGAACUUGCAGAAUCGCUAGGUACUAGACUUAAAGCAGAAAGUUUACAAGGAAGAGCAGAUGAAUUACAUUCAAUAUUGACUGAAAAUAAGAAAGUCCUUUUGAUAUUGGAUGAUGUUUGGAAACCACUUGAUAAUCAGGAUAUUGAGGAUAUUGGAGUUUACUAUGCAUUUAAAGAAAAGAGCUGCAAAAUCUUGUUGACGUCAAGAAACGGCGAACCUAGCAAUGGGAUAGAAAUUCACGAGACUUUUCGAGUUGACCUUUUAUCUGAAGAAGAAGCGUGGAAUCUUUUUGUAGAGAUGACAGGUGAUUGUGUCAAUAGCUCCGAUCUAAUCUCAAUUGCAAAACAGGUUGCGAAGGAAUGUGCAGGUUCACCCCUUGCCAUUGCGACAGUUGGAGGCGCUCUUAGCAACAAAAGUGACAAAAAUGAGUGGAAAGCCGCGCUUCAGCAACUGAAAAUGUCUAUCCCACAAAAUAUCAAUGGUCAGCUAAAGGUAUAUUCCAACAUAGAGUUCAGUUACAAUUACUUAGAAAGUGACGAAGCCAAAUCAUGUUUUUUGCUAUGUUGUUUGUAUCCCGAAGAUUAUGAUGUUCCGAUUGAAAAUUUAGUCAGGUAUGGAGUUGCAAAAAGGUUUCUCAAAGGCUUGGGUACUGUGGAACAAACAAGAGUACUUGUCCACACAAUAGUUAAGAAUCUUAGAAGAUCAAAUCUCUUGUUGGAUAGCAACGAGAAGGAAUGUGUCAAAAUGCAUGAUGUUGUACGAGAUGUUGACAUAUCAAUUGCAUCCAGAGACGAAAAUGGUUUUAUGGUAGUGUUGCACGAAGGACUUGAAGAAUGGCCACAGAAGGAUAGAUACGACAGUUACACCACAAUUUCUCUUUUACUUGGAGAAAUGAAAUGGCAUCCUACUGAGUUGAAGUGUCCCAAACUUCAGCUUUUGCAACUAUUAUGUUUGAACCUUUCAAAAACGUUCCCAGACAAUUUAUUGGACGGGAUGAAGGAGCUGAAGAUGUUGUGUUUGCAAAAUAGUUACUUCACCUUGCCGACGUUGCCACCAUCAAUCCAAAUCCUCCAAAACCUUCAGAUGUUGAAUCUGCAGCAUUGUAGCUUAGGAGAUGUGUCGGUAAUUGGAACCCUUGGAAACCUAGAAAUUCUUGGCUUUCCUGACUGCGAUAUCGAGGAGUUACCGUCGGAAAUAGGAAAUCUUAGUCGAUUAAAGUUACUUGAUAUGAAGGAAUGUGUUUUUCUAAAGCAAAUUGCAGCUGGUGUAUUAUCUAAUUUAUCUCGACUAGAAGAAUUGUACGUGGGAGGAUUCAACAAAUGGGGAUGUAGGACUACGAUGGAAGCAAAUGGAGAAGUAAAAGCUAAUAAUGCAAGCCUUGUUGAACUAAUUCCUUAUUCCAGUCAACUGGUGGUUUUAGAAAUCAGUGUACCAAGUAUCUGCUACUUGCCAAAAGAAUUGCACUUCAGUAACUCCAAUUUCAGAUUUAGGAUAAAUAUUAGUAUAAAUGAUAUACCAGGCUCAGAUGGGAGCCUAGAUGAGAGGUAUUUAUUUGAAAAUAGUUUGAAACUUGAAGUGGAGGAUGCAAGUGAUCUUGGGGAACACCAAACAAUUCGUUCAUUGUUGAAGAAUGCUGUAGUUUUGAAUUCGGAUAUUGAAAAAAAUUGGAAACAUAUUUGGUUUGAGAAAGAGGAAAAAGAAAUUUUACCAUGCAACUUGAAGUGUCUAACAAUUAAUAGAUGUGAAGAUUUAGAAUAUCUACUUGAAGCCACAUCGGAUAGUACUCCACCUAAUAGCUUCCAUCUCCUGGAGUCACUAUCAUUACAUUACUUACCAAGGCUCAUUGGCAUAUGUAAAUCCACGGAUUCAGUUGAGGUUGAAAGAGAAGGUAGCUCUGCAUCAACAACCGUUGCUCAUAAACUAUUUUCAUCCAACACCAUUUUGUGGGUACCCAAUUUGAAACGUCUUAUAGUAGGAGACUGUGGAUCACUAGAAGUGGUAUUUGAUCUGGAAGGACUAAAGGUCAAAGAGAACCGCAAGCCCAUCCUAGCAGUACUUUCUGAACUAACAUUAUGGGACUUAUCUUGGAUGUCACAUGUGUGGAAGAAUAUUCCACCAGGAUUUCAAGGCUUUCAGAACUUGACAUUAAUUGAUAUCAUGGGAUGUGGUAGUCUGAGAAAUUUGCUCUCUGCUUCUAUAGCAAAACUACUGGUGCAACUCCAAGUCGUUACAAUACGGGAUUGCAACUUGAUGGAAAAUAUUAUUCAAAGGGAGUACGAAGCUGGAGAAGAAAGGAGAGCAUAUAUUUUAAGUAACGACGCCCAUUCUCUUAAGUGGCCAUCCAUAAAGAGCAUCAACUUGUGGGAAUGUCCAAAAUUAAAAACAUUUGGUUCAGAAGUUAGAAACGAAAGAAAGCUAAGAAAGCCAAGAGCCAAAGAGCCUAGUAGCGGCUCCUUCCCGGCAAGAGAAUCUUCAGGACUUUUCAACCGAUGCCUAGAGUCUUGUGUAUCACGUCACAGGAAUUAUAGUCCAGCCCAAGGAAAAAGCAACUCAAUUAACAAAGAGAUUACAUUGACAAAGGAAGAGGAGCAAAAUGUGAGUGAGACUGAAAAUCAAGCAAAGAUGUUGUCUCUGUUUCAAUACAACAUGAUUGAAAGUUUGGAGAAUCUAGAAGAACUUUCUAUACAUCUAUGUGAUUCAUUGGAAGUGAUAUUUGAACUUGAGGGACUAAAUGCUGAAGAAAGCAAUAUCUUCAAUAAUUUGACAGUAUUGUCAUUAAUAUAUUUACCGAAGCUAUUGCAUAUAUGGAAGAAAGACCCACGAGAUAUUAAGGGAUUUAAUUACUUGAGAUUGCUACGAGUAUGGGAAUGUGGUAGUUUGAAAUGUUUGUUCACACCAUCCAUAGCAAAACUUCUUGUGAAACUAGAGGAAAUAGAAGUAUAUAGUUGCAAUGAAAUGGAAGAAUUCCUUGGAAAAGAAUUGGGAGAUGAAGAGAAUAGAGAUGUGAUUGCAUUCCCCCUAGUGAAGACCCUCAAGCUCGGGAAUUUACGAAAGUUGGAGUGUUUUCACACCGAAGAUAAUCAUGCUUUUGAGUGGCCAUCUCUGGAUAAAAUAACAAUAGUUGGAUGCCCCAAAUUAAAAAUGCUUGUUUCGACAAGUACAAAAACACCUAAGCUAAAGGGAGUGCAUAUGAAGUCCAGAACUUUUCAACCAAUGGUAGAAGGAGACCUCAAUGCCACCAUACAACACAUUAUCAAAGGAGAGGGGUUGAAUCAAUUUUCUUCUCCACCUUUUUACGAUAUACGGAGUUACGAAGCAGGGUACGAUAAAGAUGUUUUUGAUUUUUAGAGGUUGUGGAAGUUCCAAGUCUCCAUAUACAUUGAGCACUGAAUGUUAUGCACAUGAGCAACACAUGGAGGCAUUUUCCGUAACAUUUGAUGCUGCUGGUAGACUGAAGGGGGGAAUUGAUAAGUUUUGAAAAUAAGCGGGUCCACUUUGAUGCAAUUAAUAGUUUUGGAGGUACAUUGUGAAUUGAGUGAGAG